Tetranychus urticae (two-spotted spider mite) is the source of this 1008-nucleotide messenger RNA. RefSeq lists its product as uncharacterized. The record is from RefSeq and is a predicted model, not a curated record. Lineage: Eukaryota; Metazoa; Arthropoda; Arachnida; Trombidiformes; Tetranychidae.
GCAUAAUGCUGGUUGAAUUUGCAUUGUCAAUAUUGUGAAAUGAAUAACCGGAAAAAUUGGAAUCUAUUUCAAAAUAAUCAGCUAAACUAGAUCAUGAAUCGUCAAUAUGAGAAAAUUUGACUCAUUUUUAUCCGGCAAAUUUCAACUUUGCCAUCCAAUGGUAAUUAAAUCAAGAAGAAAAAUUGAUUUACUUUCACCCGCAUGAUUGUAAUGAUACUUAACUGAAAUGUUUGCCGAUUUAAUUUGCUUUUUGCUGAAAACUUCACAGCUCAACAACAGUUUAUCCUUUAGCUUAACAACUACAAUUAACUACUUUUUGUUACAAUGAUUUCGUCUAAAUUAAUUGUCAUCUCUCUUCUUGUUACAUUUACCUUGGCUUUCCAGUCACCAACACCUUCACCAGUAGGUUUACCUCCGGCUGAUUUGCUUGAAGAUUUACGUAAAAUAGCUGAACAGAUAACCGGUGAUCCUGAAAAUUUGGAAAAGCUAACCCAACAGUUGAAACAACUGUCAGCUAACAACAAGAACCUAGCCAAGUUGAUUGAAGAGCAGAUGGCCACCGCAAAACCAGUCCAAGAAGCGGAUAAAAAGGCACCAGGACCACCUCAACCAGGAAGCAACCCAUUGGUAUCCAUUCAAGCCCGAAUCAAUGCAUUUGUUGAAUCAAUGAACCAAUUUUUCACCAACAUGAGAACAAUGUUUGAACGAGUUCCAAUUCCUGACAAUGCCAGUAUCAACCCACUCAAAGCAAUUCAGUCAAUGGAAAGUCAAUUUCAAAAUAUGUUCGAGAGAUUCAGAAACAACAAUCCUUUGGCUAUCGGUCUUACUGGCCAGCAAGAGGUUGGUACUAAUAAUGUUCAGACCGAAUCUAACAAAGACAAAGUUUCGACUUAUUUUUAAUCUUCAUUAAAACAUGAUCUAUAUUUUAUACGAUAAACGAUUUGGUGAUCUUUUUUCUUGAGUGUUCUUGUUGAUUCCUUGAACAGAUUCAUAUUUAAAUAUCGUAAU